Messenger RNA from Vittaforma corneae ATCC 50505, 453 nucleotides. RefSeq lists its product as uncharacterized. Gene Ontology annotation, molecular function: protein heterodimerization activity; general transcription initiation factor activity; core promoter sequence-specific DNA binding. The transcript has a single exon. Bases 1 to 453 code for a protein of 150 amino acids. NCBI's taxonomy places the organism in Eukaryota, Fungi, Microsporidia, Nosematidae. Gene Ontology annotation, cellular component: negative cofactor 2 complex. Gene Ontology annotation, biological process: chromatin remodeling; negative regulation of transcription by RNA polymerase II; RNA polymerase II preinitiation complex assembly. The record is from RefSeq and is a predicted model, not a curated record.
AUGCCCCCUGAAAAGUCAGAUGAUGAUUCUGAGCUUCCAAGGGCCACUGUGGACAGCUUAAUACACGAUGUAACCCCCAAGGACUAUGGAGUGUCUAAGGAUGUUAGGGAGUUAUUGAAGGCUUCAGCUCGUUUGUUUUUGAGCCAUAUUGCAUUGGAGGCAAACAGGCUUUGCGAAUUGGAAAACAAAAAGACAAUCGGCACCAGCCACGUGUUUAAGUCGAUGGAGAAAUGCGGAUUUGGCGAUUUUGUUGAAGAGUGUGAUGUUGCAGCAAAGAACUAUGACGAGUAUUCCAGACACAAGCCUUCGCGGCAGAACAAGUUUAAGGACAGUGGAAAAUCGAUGGAAGAACUGCAGAAGAUGCAAAUGGAGCUGUUUAGACAAGCCGCAGAACAGCAAAAGAAAGAGUACGGAAUAGAGGACAACAGCGUAUCUGAAAGCAAUGAAAAAUAA